Molecule: messenger RNA, 3517 nt
Organism: Vitrella brassicaformis
Lineage: Eukaryota; Vitrellaceae
Source: the annotation of a GenBank genome assembly
ACUCUCGCCAUUCAAUCGAUGCAUUGGAAGCUCAACGAAUGUGUGACCACAUCACUGACAUGCUGCAGGUCUGUCUGUCUGUCUGUAAACGUCAUCAGCAUCACUCAGAAGCCAUUGGAUGAAUUAAUCAUGUGUCAGUCAGAAGCUGACGGACUAAUUAAGUAUACACGGGUAAAUAAAACACAGUGAUUCACAGACAGACAGACAGACACGCAAAGCAGCAACAGGGGGAUGCAUGGCACCCAGCCAGCCAGCCAGCCAGCCAUUCAUUCAUUCGACAGGCCCACCCAACCAUACACACACAUCGACACAGCAGACCAGCACUCACACAAAAUACAAACAUUGUACCGUAGCUCUUCUCAGCUACCUAAGCUAGGCGGCACAUAUAUGCCCACAAACCAACAACACGACAGGACAGCAGCAGACAACACAGACAGCAACACCCACGACCAGCUCCUGCCCCUGUCAGCCGCGGAAGACACAUUCGGCUGCUGCAUUGAUGGAGGCACGGGAGCCGCAUCCGUAUCGACAGUCUCCUUCUCUCUCUGGCCAUCCUGCUGCUGCUGCUGCUGCUCUCGCCCGGUUGGUUCCUUCCCGUUGCCCUCUUCUAGGAACUCCGCUGGCUGAGGCGGUGGGGAUACACCCGCCGCCUCCUCACUAUCAGCUGCUGCACCGUCGCCCCCCUCUGCGCAUGACUCAUUGGCCGUGUCGACGUCGGAUGCGUCGGUGGAAAGGAUGAUGAAGCCCUCGGGGGGCAUGUCAACGCCUGAACGAAGAGGGAGGAGGGAAUCGCAUGACACGAGGAGUCAGCUGCUCCGUUCCGGCGUUCGUCAUGUCGUUCGCUGGCUACCAUUGAGCAGUCCGUCUUCGUCGAUCUUGACGAGAGCUUCCCUGUUCUCACACUUGGAGGCCUCGUGAGACCAGUACGACGCACCGAGAUUGCAGUAGCUGCCCUGAAAAGGGAAAGACAGAAAUGAUGAUAUGGGCGUGAGCGGCCUCUUCCCUCUCCACUGACCUUUGGCAGCGCUGUGGAGAAGGUGAAGUUGGUCGCCGCCAGUGAGGGGUGGAAGUUGAGGGCCACCCACCCCCCACCGUCACACCUGCCUCCGCGCCCAUAGGUGAGCACAGACUCCUGCAGCUCCGCCUUGGCCGCUGGGGCAUCAAAAUUAUUAACCUCCACCAGAGGGCCGUCACCCAUGGCCUUCCGCAGACGGGGCAACGCUGAUCGAUCCCCACACAGACGGAUGCACAAACGUGAUGAGGGUCUGCAUCUCUCUGUGUCGUGUCGGUGUGUCCCUCACCGGCCAAUGCCGGCAGUCGGUGUUCACAGUUGAAGUGCGUCCCAUCCGUGUCGAUCUGCGGCGUCGCGUCCCAACUACGGUGGCUCUCGAGCACGUCGCCCCACAGCAGAGGAGCCGACCCAUUGUGCUCGAAUGACGGGCACUCGAGGGCAGACUCGGGGCUGUCCUCCUCAUAUCUCGGUGGGCCCACCCAGCCAUGCUCGUCAAAUAUGUCCCCCGUCAGCUCGAUCAGACGGCGCGGCCAAUCGUAGGAGGAAUACAGCCUGCACACACAACAACAACACCGCCACCACCACACCACACCACACCACACACCAUGCGAUGGGUGCAUCCACGUGUGUGUCUGCAAAGAUGGCUGUGUGCCGGUAGGUAGGUUGACCGUGGUGUGCCGUAUGGCAUUGUGAAGGUGAAAAUGGUCAGCAGGACCCACUGGUUGGGGUGGCUCCAGGGCGACAGCAUGUCCAGCUCGCAGCUGCUGUCGUUGUUGUGCAGCAUCAUUCCCUCACCGCUCUCAACCAACUCUGCACCAUAUCCCCAGGGAGAGAGAGACACACACCGAUGAAUGCAUUGCAUUGCAUUGCAUUGGUGUGUGUGUGUGUAUCUCGGAGACCUGUUCCGUUUUGGCACUUGUAGUCUUGUAUGGCCGACAUACCCACUGACCGCUCCGUGUCAUGAUUCGACACGAACGUCACUGCAUUGCCAGACGGCAACGCAUACCACGCUGCACCACCAUUGAUAAACAGCCACAACACGAUGCAGUGCAGCCCAUCCGAUGGUUCCAACACCUCUCCGCUUACAUGAGUACUCGACCAUGGCCUUCUCACUGAACCACUGCGGCAGAGUGUUCAUGGCGAGGCACCUGCUCCCGCCCUCCCCCUCCCCCUCUGCCCCAUCCUCCUCCUCCUCCCAUAUGUGCCGGGCCUUCCACGGACACAGACCGAUCUCCCGCAGCCGGAAGGCCCAGUGGAAGAAGGUCACAUUCGCACCCUCGUUGCCUCCUAUGUUGAUGUAGUCGGUGUUCCGGAGGCCCUCCUGGGGAGCCGAGAAGGUCGGCAGCACCUGCCACACAACACACACAACGCACUCCCAUCAUGACCGCGCUCCGUGACUGAGUGUGUCACGCCGAUUUGGGAUGCUCAGCCCAGCCUACCUCCGGCAGGAUGAAUGGCCGUUUCCCCGAUGCCGUCUGGUCCUGUGUCUUCUUGGCGACGUCGGGCAGGCCGUCAAAGAUCUUAUCCAGGUCGCCGGGCCACAUGUGUUUGGCCGCAUCGACGCGGAAACCGCCCACACCCAGCUCAAGAAGGGCCUCCAGCCGACUCCUGAGCAGCCUCUGCACUUUGGGCGACUCGGUCUUCAUGUCCGGCAGACCCGACAGCCCACAAUCCUUCACCUGCACCCAUCCAACGAGAGCCGACACACGACACAUGCUCGGCACACAGGCAGGUGUGCAUGCGGAACACACCUGUUCGGCGUCGCCGUAGUCGUCGAUUCCGCAAAGGUGGAAGUCCUCCUGCGUAAGGCUGAGGUGGGGAAAGGUGCUGUUGGGCACACACAGCUCCACCGAGGGGUCGAAUAUCUUGGCUGCGGCGGGGCAUGGCGGGUACUCUUCGUCGUGAAAGGGGAGGGAUGUGGCGGUGUCGCAGCAGUUGUCCAUGGCGGCCAGGUGGUUCAUGACCACAUCGGCUAUGAUGAAGAUGCCGCUGUCUGCGCACCGGUCGACCAUGUUGCGCAGCUGGGUCUCGUUGCCCAGCCGGGAGUGGAACCGCCACGAGAUGGGCUGAUACAUCUCCUCCCUGCAGAGUGAAUUGCACACACGGGAUGCUGCCCACACACUGGCACCUGCAGUGCACUGACUGAUGUUAUGUGUGUUGCUUACCAGGGGUAUAUCUGUUUCUCGCCCAGGUCAGUCUCCCUAUCCCCAUUGAUGCGCACGUGGCUGAAGACGGGGCUGAUCUGUAUGGCCGUCCAGCCAUCACGGCCCAGCCUGCCGCACUCCUCUGCGAUUGCGUCGUACGGCCACGCGAAGAGCUGGAGCAGAGAUGCGGUAGAUGCAUCCGCUGGGCGAGAGAAGACCACCAGCAGCCACAGCAGCAACUUGAAGGCCCGAGUCAAUAACGGCGCCCGUACAAAGCAAGAAGCCAUUAUGGUGGAAAGGGACAGUUCCUCACAUCUGGCGCUCUUGGCGCAGUGUAAGGAUAUGAAAAAGCCUCUUGCAC